Messenger RNA from Dermatophagoides pteronyssinus (European house dust mite), 1298 nucleotides. RefSeq names its product Yip1d-interacting factor 1 (gene Yif1). NCBI's taxonomy places the organism in Eukaryota, Metazoa, Arthropoda, Arachnida, Sarcoptiformes, Pyroglyphidae. The record is from RefSeq and is a predicted model, not a curated record. Gene Ontology annotation, biological process: endoplasmic reticulum to Golgi vesicle-mediated transport. Gene Ontology annotation, cellular component: Golgi membrane; endoplasmic reticulum-Golgi intermediate compartment; COPII-coated ER to Golgi transport vesicle.
AAAUUCAUGCAAAAAAAAUAGUAUCAGCAAAAUUGAUGACGAGUCUUGAUUUUUUUUUCUUCUUUUGAAUAAAAAAAACAUUACAAUCAUUGAAUUUGUUAUUUUUAAUUUUCAAAUUUUGUAAAAUUUUCAUUAUGGAUUUGAAUCGACAAGGACCAUCUCGUCGUCAUAUUUCAACCGGUAAUGUUCCUACUUCAACACCUAUGUUUACCGAAAGUUAUUUUACUGUUGAUUCGGAUGAUUUUGGUCAACAACAAGCACCAACAACAACAUCACCACCACCACCAUCAGUACCACCAUCAACACAUUCUUUCAAUAGUUAUAAUCAAAUGAAUUCAUUUUACAGUCCAAGUGAUAAUUAUGGAUUUGUUUCAUCACCUCCUCAGCCACCGCCGCCGAUAUCUAGUGCAUCAUCUUGGCAACAAACACCAGUUUCACCAUCAAUGUCAGGAUUUUCUUCGCCAGGACACCAAGUUCCUCAACAGCCAAUGUUUCCAAAUCAACAAUUUUUAAUGGCUGCUGGUCAACAAUUAUUAUCGAAUCCAAUGACUGCAGCUGCUAUUGAUGCUUAUUCACAAUCAUUGGUCGAUAAAAGUAAAGGUUGGAUGGGCAAUAUCAAACAAUAUUUUGCUGUUGAUACGAAUUAUGCAGUGAAAAAAUUAUUUCUCAUAUUUGCACCAUAUUUACAUAAGGACUGGACAAUUCGAUACAAUUCUGAAAUCGUAGCACCAAGAGAUGAACCUAAUUUACCUGAUCUAUAUAUUCCUUCAAUGGCGUUUAUAACUUAUAUAUUGGUUUCUGGUUACAUACUUGGUUUACGUAAACAAUUUGCACCUGAACAAUUAGGAAUUUAUGCUUCAAGCGCUAUGGCAUGGUUAUUAUUAGAAGUUAUAUUAAUUAUGAUUGCUAAAUAUGUUAUGAAUCUAAGUUCAGCACUUGGUUUCUUUCAUAUGGUUGCAUUCGGUGGUUAUAAAUUUGUUUGUAUUGAUGCACUUCUUUUAGCGACAAUCAUGUUUGGACGGAAUGGUUAUCUUAUAUUAUUUAUAUAUUGUUCACUAUCGUUAGGAUAUUUUCUUAUUCGAGCAUUAAGUACAAAUCUUCAACAAAGUCAACAAUCAUCCUAUCAACAUCAAUAUGGUGAUAAUCCUCGUACAGCAUAUUAUUUGGUUAUGUUUAUUGCUAUAUUACAGCCAUUGAUUAUGUAUUUUUUGACAUCAACUUUAUCAACAACUGUUCAUGAUCCUAUUCCUGGUUCAACGUUACCAGCAAAUCCAAUACAAUAAUUGAUUUUUCUAUUG